AAGUUGAUCUGUUGUGGGGAAAAAACUGAUAAUAUGUGUGUUCAAUUUGCAUGAUAUCGCGUAGCAAGACAAAAAAACUGUAGAGGACUUUUUUCUCCUUGACGGCUUGGUCUCCUGUCGCGGAAACAGAGCAACGCAAAAUGUUGUGUGGUAUGUUGGAGAGGGACAAACAGUCUCUUCGGAAAUGCUCUUUAGUUUUGUCCAAACAGCUGGUGGUGGAUGAGCUGCUCAUUCAGUCCCUGCAGGCAGACAACAUCCUGACUGAGAACAUGGCAGAGACCAUCAUGGCUGAGCAAACAUCUCAGAAACGCAGCUGGCGUUUGUUGCUUCUCCUGCCAAAGCGAGGACCCAGAGCUUUUAGCAGCUUUUGUUCAGCACUCCGAGAAACUGAGCAGCAGCACCUGUGUGAUCUGAUCACGCAGUCAUCGGAGGAGGAUGACAACGAGACACUCGUUGACACAUCCUUAGAGGAAGUGAGCGAAGCGAGCAGCACCUCGUCUUUCCCAGCCUGGUCUUCAGAUAGCAACAAAACAGAAUCAGAGUCAUCAUCCAGAGAGUUGACCCCAAUCAGGGACAAGGACAGGAGCAAAGAGAGACAAAGGACAAAGAGAACUGUGAGAUCUCCUCCACAUCCAACUCAGGAGGAAUUUCCUGCAAAGAGAGCAAGAACACAUGAGUCCAUGGAGUUCAGCCUGGAUGCCGACAGUCCCAUCAACCCUCCCGUCCUCCCCUGCACACCUGACUUUUACCUCUCUCGCUGCCAGCAGUCUUACAGAAUGAAAUCCGCCCCUCGUGGCCUUGCCUUGGUUAUCAGUAACGUGACCUUUGACUCUGGUGCUGCUCCUGACCUUGACCCAAGAAAAGGAGGUGAAGUGGAUGACGAAGUCCUCAGGAAGGUUUUUACAGAGCUGGAUUACCUCGUCAGUGUCCGCAGAGACCUUACAGCUCAGGACAUGAGGACAUGCAUUGAGACAUUCUGCAGGCAGUCAGAACACCGGACAAUGGACAGUUGUGUGGUGUGUCUGCUGUCCCACGGAGUGGAGGGGGCAAUUUAUGGCACAGACGGACAACUUCUCCAGCUGGACUGGGUGUUUGAGGCUUUUGACAACGCGCACUGUCCGCUGCUCCAAAACAAACCAAAGAUGUUUUUCAUUCAGGCCUGCAGAGGAGAUGAGAUGGACUGUGGAGUGGAGCAGAUCGACGGGCCAGCGAGGACCCUCUCCCCUAGCUGCGAACAGAGAGACGCUGGGAGGGAAGGAGAGGGGGAUGCAGACACGACACAGAGUGGGGACCUGAGGAGGCCAAGAAUUAAACUGCCCCAGCGCUCAGAUAUGAUCUGUGGCUUUGCGUCUCUCAAAGGUCAGAAAAUUUGCACAGCAGCCAUGAGAAACACUAAGAGAGGGUCCUGGUUCAUCCAGGAACUCAACUCAGCACUCCGCCUUUGUGCCAGAGACACACACCUUGCAGACAUCCUGGUGCAGGUCAACAGGCGUAUCAAAGAGAGGGAGGGUUACGCUCCGGGCACGGCCCACCAUCGCUGCAAAGAGAUGUCGGAAUUCACCAGCUCCCUCUGCAAAGACCUCUUCCUGUUCCCCAAGUACCAGCCUCAGUAUUGACAAACAGCAUCGCACUUCAAAUAAACCCUGAUCAUUCCACAGAGUGAA
This is a messenger RNA of Austrofundulus limnaeus, 1664 nucleotides long. RefSeq names its product caspase 2, apoptosis-related cysteine peptidase (gene casp2). Gene Ontology annotation, molecular function: cysteine-type endopeptidase activity. Gene Ontology annotation, biological process: regulation of apoptotic process; proteolysis. Lineage: Eukaryota; Metazoa; Chordata; Actinopteri; Cyprinodontiformes; Rivulidae. The record is from RefSeq and is a predicted model, not a curated record. The transcript is spliced from 12 exons. The coding region runs from base 141 to 1616 and encodes 491 amino acids.